AUGUCUCGGACUAGAACCCCGAAGCAGCAAUUGGGGUUAACAUGGGAACAAUUUAAAGAGGAAGUAAUGGACAAGUAUUUUCCUCAAUCUCUAAGAGAUUUCAAGGAAAGUGAAUUCCUUCAACUCAAACAGGGUAAUAUGUCCCUGAUUGAUUAUGAACGAAAGUUCGAUCAACUCUCAAGAUAUGCUCCACACCUGGUUGACAUGGAAAUUAAGAAGACUAGAAGAUUCAAGCAAGGGUUAAACACAUACCUAAGCAUGAUCCUUAUGUCACAUCAUUUUAAAUCAUAUCGUGAGAUGUUGGAACAAGCUCACGCUAUUUGGUAUCAGAAGGCUAAUGCAGAGCAACACCGUCAAUUGUACAACCAGCAAGAUAGAGGACAUAUUGGAAAGAGGAAGUGGAAUGGUCAAGACAAAGGAAAGGGCAAAUGGCAAAAUAAGAAGGCUAACAUCGGAUCUAGUACCAGCAAGGCCAUAGUAGCUAUAGUUGCACCUUGUCUGAAGUGUGGUAAGCCUCAUCGUGGUGAAUGCUUGUAUGGGAAGAAUGCCUAUUUUCGGUGCGCUAAGCCAGGACAUAUUGCUAAGGAUUGUCUUAUGUUCACUCAAAAGAAGGAUGAUAGCAGUGAUCAGAACAAAAAGGGAAAAGCACGAGUCUUUACACUGACUCAAAAGGACGCAGAGGAAAACUCAAACGUAAUAACAGGUAUUUUACUGAUAUUCAAUACACCUGCUUAUGUACUGUUUGAUUCGGGAGCUACUUACUCUUUUAUAUCAACGUCUUUCAUUUCUAAAUCUAGUAUUACUUGUGAAAAGUCACAAAGUACACUAGAAGUUAGCGUCCCCUUAGGUAGAACAUUAAAUACAGAUAAGUUAGCUAGGUCGGUAAAUCUUGAAAUCGAAGGAAAAACAUUAGAAGCCAAUUUGUAUCUGAUAGAGAUGAAAGACUUCGGUGUGAUUUUAGGCAUGGAUUGGUUGGGAUGUAAUUAUGCAACCAUUCAUUGUAGAGAGAGGGAAGUGUCUUUUCAGAAACCAGGAGAAGAGAAAUUCUCUUUCCUCGGAAUAAAGACCAAACCCCAUCUCCAACUAAUAUCAACCUUGCAAGCUGAGAAAAUGAUGAGAAAAGAAACAUACCAAGGGUUUCUAGUUAACAUCUCAGGAGAAAAACAGACAACAAUGAAGAUUGAGGAUGUACCAGUAGUACAAGAGUUUAUAGAUAUGUUUCCAGAAGAACUACCUGGUGCUCCACCAGAUAGACGAGUGGAGUUCACAAUAGAUCUAGUUCCUGGAGCGGCACCAGUAUCUAAAGCUCCAUACAGAAUGGCUCCAAAGGAACUUCAGGAGUUAAAAUUUUAA
Olea europaea var. sylvestris is the source of this 1353-nucleotide messenger RNA. RefSeq lists its product as uncharacterized. Lineage: Eukaryota; Viridiplantae; Streptophyta; Magnoliopsida; Lamiales; Oleaceae. Gene Ontology annotation, biological process: proteolysis. Gene Ontology annotation, molecular function: aspartic-type endopeptidase activity. Bases 1 to 1353 code for a protein of 450 amino acids. The transcript has a single exon. The record is from RefSeq and is a predicted model, not a curated record.